Arabis nemorensis is the source of this 309-nucleotide messenger RNA. The record is from the annotation of a GenBank genome assembly. NCBI's taxonomy places the organism in Eukaryota, Viridiplantae, Streptophyta, Magnoliopsida, Brassicales, Brassicaceae.
AUGGGGUUAUUCAGUGGGAGAGGAGAUCUGGGACUAGGCCGUAACAGAGCAUUCGCUGUCACAAGCGAAAACCGUGCAAGAAGCAUCUGCUUAUUGAGUUUAUCACAUAAUCAUUUGGAAUGGACAGAAGACUUGGAAGUGUUUAUCCUCAAAGGUUAUGGCAAUUCCUUAAACUACAAAAUGGGAUUUCCAUUGCUAGAAGUUGUCCUACAUUCGAUGGAAGAAGAAGCUAUCAAGGCCCGAGAAGAAAAGCUUCCACCUGGAAGUUACAAAAAGAAAGACUUAGGUUUGCACAUGUCGAAACAAUAG